AUGCCGUACACAGAGGGUAUAACACAGUCAUCGUCCGUGAAGCUAGCUGCAGGCAGAUCACCGGUGACAUCGACAGAGAGUACUACAAUAAGGUCGCCGGCACCGUUAUUAAGUGGAAGGUCAUCAUCAGAUCCAGAUGCUGCACCGUCCAUGUUAGCUCGACGUAGGAGUGGUCUAGUAAAUAACUUAGCAACACUUUCUAGUAGUAUAUUGCCAGCUUUUGGAGUUCUUAUCGGCGGUAAUGAUCUUGACCUCAAAAAAUUCAUCAUCGCACCCCAUGAUCGUCGGUACAGGUUGUGGCAACUGUUUCUUGUGGUUCUAGUCAUAUACUCAGCAUGGGCAUCCCCAUUCGAGCUAGCAUUCCACAAGGUAGCAAUAGGGUCUCUAUGGCCUGUUGAUUUAGUUGUUGAUGGCUUCUUUUCCAUUGAUAUCGUGCUUACUUUCUUCGUUGCCUACAUGGAUAAAUCUAGUUACCUCCUAAUAGACGACCGCAAAAAGAUUGCUGUAAGGUACAUGACCAAGUUUUGGCUUCCAUUGGAUGUAGCCUCAACUUUGCCGUUUCCGCUCAUAUAUAGAGUUCUAACUGGGAAAACAAAAACAGGUGCUGUUUUUGGUUUCCUCAAUCUCCUUCGAUUCUGGCGACUACGCCGUGUUGGCAAGCUUUUUGCAAGGUUAGAAAAAGACACACGUUUCAGCUACUUCUGGACAAGAUACAUUAAACUCAUUUGUGUGACCCUAUUCAUAGUGCACACAGUAGGUUGUUUUCAGUUCUGGAUGGCUACCCAAUACUACGAUAAAGAGAAAACAUGGAUUGGUGCUGAAUUAGGAAAGUUCGAAGACAGGAGUAUCUGGGUUUGCUACACAUAUUCUUUGUACUGGACUAUUACCACUCUAACAACUGUUGGCUACGGAGAUUUGCAUCCCCAGAACACUAGAGAGAAGAUUUUCAGCAUCUUUUUCAUGCUUUUUAACAUUGGAUUCAUUGCGUAUGUCAUCGGUAAUAUGACUAAUCUUAUUGUUCAUAGUCACUAUCGAACUUUUGCUAUGAGAGAUGCAAUCAAUAAAAUAUUGAGAUUCGCUAGCUCGAAUAGACUUCCAGAGAGCUUAAAAGAGCAAAUGAUGGCACACAUGCACUUACAACAUAGAACACAAGAGAUGCAGCAAGACGAAGUGUUUCAAUAUCUACCGAAAGCAAUAAGGUCCAGUAUAGGUCAACAUCUUUUCACAACAACUCUUAAGGAUGGUUGUUACCUGUUCAAAGAAGUUUCUGAAGAUCUUAUUGUUCAGUUGAUUACUGAAAUGAGGGCAGAAUACUUUCCACCAAAAGUUGAUAUUAUUAUACAAAACGAAAUACCGACAGACUUCUAUAUUAUAGUUUCUGGAGAAAUGGACUUGCUGACUUACAAAGAUGGAACAGAACAGGUCCUAUCAAAAUUAGGCCCUUCGGAAAUGGCCGGAGAAAUAGGGGUGAUUUUCAAUAUCCCACAGCCAUUUACAUUGAGAAGCAAGAGGCUUUCCCAGGUUAUUCGAAUAAGUCAUCAGCAUUUUAAGCAAAUUAUGCAGCAACAUGCUGAUGACGGAGCACGAGUCUUCUCGAAUUUCAUUGAGCACUUGAAGACCUUACAAGCAGACAUACUCGAACAAGUUCCCUUUGUAACAGAACUUCUUGGUGAUCACCUCAAUAAUUUACCCAGGCGAAAUAUUUCGAGAGGGAAAGCACCCUCAGUAGCUCGUGAGGGAAAUGAUAAAUUUAAAGGAGUUCCAGUAAAUCCUACCACUUCACGUACCCUCAUGAGGUUGGUAAUCCACGGGCAUCAUCCGGAUGAAUUAAAUACAACAGAAAGCAACAAGCCCGGAAAACUUAUCCAUUUGCCAGGAUCGAUGGAAGAGCUUUUUCAAUUGGCAGAGAAAAAAUUCAGUAAAGCCAGAAGCAAAAUUAGAAUGAGUGAUGGAUCAGAAGUGGAAGAAUUGAACGUUUUAAGAGAGAAUGAUCAUCUGUUCUACUGCUGACAGACGAGCUUCAUUUAAUCCAAAAUUGUAUAAAUUCGCUUGAUGAGACAAGCUUCAUUCAUUACAUCCAACAUUGUAUAAAUUCGCUUGAUGAUUCAAGAAUGUAAAACAAUACUGUAUCAAAUAAUAAAGU
Molecule: messenger RNA, 2143 nt
Organism: Papaver somniferum (opium poppy)
Lineage: Eukaryota; Viridiplantae; Streptophyta; Magnoliopsida; Ranunculales; Papaveraceae
Product: potassium channel KAT3-like
Exons: 13
Coding region: 1-2010 (669 amino acids)
Biological process (GO): transmembrane transport; potassium ion transport
Cellular component (GO): membrane
Molecular function (GO): voltage-gated potassium channel activity
Source: RefSeq, a predicted model, not a curated record